UUUGCGGGGUGGAGUUGAAUUCCUCUAGCUGGAUUCGUGUGCUUUUCCUUGCAUAGUGCUUGGAGUAGAUAGCAGCUGCAUUCAGCAUUCAUCACUGGAAACCGUUCCUUUCUGUUUCACCCCUGGCAUCAUGUUUGUUGUAUCCAAUACCGGUCGGGGAAUCUGCACAUGAGGAUUAUGGAAAAUCGCUCCUGUGAACAAAACAGACCAUGUGAGCUAGUAGGUGCCGACUGGAAUUUGCUUACCCAGAUUUGCCUUGACGUGCUUCAGACUUGAGAGCAUUGGUUGUCACCUUGUUUUGAGAGGAAGGCCGUCCCGUCCCGUUCUUCCGAAAGCCUGCCACCGUUUGCUGCCAUUUCAGAGAAAGCAGAAGAACCGUGCUCCAUUGGCUUGUCAGGGGAGCAGGUCGGGUUGGAGCACCACGCCAGAUAUUUGACUGCUUUCCCCAGCGACCGGCUUCGCCAUUGACAGUACACCACCGGGCCGCCUGUUUGUUUCUCUUCGGCGGGCGAGAGAUCUCAAGGAUGGCGACCACCGCCGGCGGGAGGAGCCCCGCGAUGAGCAUGAAGCUGCUGGUGCACACCAAGGCGGGGCGCGUGCUGUUCGCGGAGGCCGGCAAGGACGUCGUCGACUUCCUCUUCUCCCUCCUCGCCCUGCCCGUCGGCACCGCCGUCGGCCUGCUCGGGAGGCGCUCCAUGCCCGGCAGCGCCGGCGACCUCUACGCCAGCGUCCAGAGGCUCGACGCCGACUACCUCCUGCCCGGCGCCGACAUCGACGCGCUCCUCCGCCCCGCCGUCCCCUCCAACAUCUCCCUCCUCUGCUUGCCCGGCCCGUCGUCGUCGGCCGCGUCCAAGCGAGUCUUCUGGUGCGCCUGCGCCAAGCCGAUGACGAAGGAGAUGCGCUGGGCGCGGUCCGACUCCGGCGGCUCUGGGCAGGCGGCGGUCUCCGCCGCCACGGGAAGGGCCAAAGGGUUCGUGCAGGGCGUCGUGACGUACACGGUCACGGACAACCUCACCGUGACCCCCAUGUCCGCCAUCUCCAGCAUCACCCUGCUCAACACCUUCCGCGUCAGGGACCUCAGCGCGCUACAGGAGAAGAUCGUGCGGAUCGGCUACAAGGAGGGUUUGGCGAUUCUCAAGGCGUCGCUGCAGUCAAAGACCGUUCUCACCGACGUCUUCCUCGCCCACAAGGCCACAAGGCUCCAUGAUCGGCUGCCUAAAUUAGGUUCACUGUUAAGUGCUCUUGUGGCUGUGCUUGGUGUUCUUCUCGUAUGCAAUGCUGGAUAUGAGUUCCUCCCGCAACUGAUCAUUAAUUAAUCUGGACCGUAUGCUUGUAGAGCAAGCGCUUAGCUCUCCA
This is a messenger RNA of Aegilops tauschii subsp. strangulata, 1356 nucleotides long. The record is from RefSeq and is a predicted model, not a curated record. NCBI's taxonomy places the organism in Eukaryota, Viridiplantae, Streptophyta, Magnoliopsida, Poales, Poaceae.